AUGAUACGUCGGAUUGCCUUCAAGGUUGCGGCCACUGCAAAACCCGGCAGGGUGUUUACCCCGGUACUGCCCCUUAUUUAUCGAGGGGUCAGUUCGACCCCGGCCCUCAACCUGGACAACGUGAUCGUCAAGAUCCAAUCGGAAGGCAUUUUCGACACCCCACUGAUCAAGGACACCCUCACCCAGUUCCUGGACAACCUUUCGUCGACCGCCUACCUCAAGUGCGUCACCCCUGAUGAGCUGAGCAACCACGUGCUCGGCGUUCUCAACGCGAAAGGGUCCGAAAAAAUGUGCAACCCCUUCGAGUUCUCCCGCGAGGAGAGCCACUCCGCCUUCUACAUCUGCAAGAACGACCCCGAGAGCAUCAUCCGAAGUGUGCGCAAGAUGGCGAAGUACACGUCGCGGUCGGACAUCCCGACAGGGCAUAGCACCAUCGUGCGCUCCUUCAACGCGAAGGACGCCUCGAUGGUGAUCUACACCGUCUCCUUCGUCCCCUUUGGGGUCCCUCAGCCCGAUGAGCGCGAAACCCAGAUCGAGAAGCUCAUCCCCAAGGACAUCCUCGACCACCUCUCGGAGGAGAAGCGGCGCCGGGUUCAGAAGCUGCUCUUGCAGCGCCCCGACUCCGUGGUCCCGGUGCUGGACAUCUCGGUGCACGGCACGCGGAAGGACACUAUCCUCUUUACCAUGAUCAGCUGUGCGGACAAAACCGACUACAUCGUCCCCUUGCUGAACGUCUUUCAGGAGAUUAAAGGCAGCGAUGUGGUUCGCGUCGGCUCCUGCUCCUUGGUCAACGGCGACAGGGUCUACACCAUGGUCAUCAAGGGCGCCACGGUGGACCAGGUGAGGGACCAGGCAUCAAUGGUGGGUCUACUCUCCUCCAACGCAUCCAAACCGACGGUGCGGAUGUACGAAUCGGGGCUGCUGACCUGUGAGCAGGCAGUGUACAUCGAUGCGGUGUUUAUCUUCUCCUUCUACUUCACGCAGAUCCCACCCGACGACAGCUACCGCCGCCUGCGAACAGUGCUUGAAAACAUCCCACACGGCGUUAACUGGUUGAACACUAUGCGGAACUCGCUUACCCAAGAGACGAUGUCCGAAAGCUACAUGGGUAAGUUGGUCGAGAACUACCCUCAGUUCGUGAAGCUAAUCUACGAGGACUUCCGUCUAGGCUCAACAGAAGAACGACGGGCCUCCAUCUCCAAGGAAAUAGUGGAGAAGCUGAUUGACGACGGUCGGCUUCCGCACGACAUUGCCAUUUUCAUGAGCUUCCUUAAGUUCAACGAGGUGGUGCUCAAGCACAACUUCUUCAAGCCGGAGAAGGCAGCGCUCGCGUUCCGGCUCGAUCCCAGCUUUUUGAAGGAUUUGGAGUACCCGCUCCUCCCGUACGGCGUCUUCCUCUUUGCAGGCGGCCAAUGGCGCGGUUUCCACAUCCGAUUCACCGACAUCGCCCGCGGUGGCGUCCGUAUGAUCAUCUCCAAGCCGAACACCUACACCAAGAACAAGCGCACCGUCUUCCAGGAGAAUUACAAUCUCGCCUUAACGCAGCUGAACAAGAAUAAGGAUAUCCCGGAGGGGGGAAGCAAGGGCACUAUUCUUGUCUCCAGCCGCUUCCACACGAAAUUUGACGAGAGGGUCUGCAAGCGGAUAUUCCUCCAGUACGUAGACGCGAUGUUGGACCUCGUGAUGCCUGGCGAGUCCGGUGUUGUAGAUCGCCUCAAAAAGGAAGAAAUUAUCUUUCUCGGGCCGGAUGAGUAUACCGCAGGCAGCUUCCCCUCCGCGGGUGCCCUCCAUAGCAAGCGCCGCGGCUACGCUAACUGGAAGAGCUUAACGACUGGCAAGGACCCGGACAUUGGGGGGAUUCCGCAUGACGUCUACGCCAUGACCACGCACAGCGUGCGCACCUACGUGAAGUGUAUCUACAAAGAACUCGGCCUGAACGGGGCCUCGAUGAGGAAGUUCCAAACCGGCGGCCCCGAUGGCGACCUCGGCAGCAAUGAAAUCCUCUUGAGCAAUGAGAAGCUCAUCGGGAUUGCGGACGGAACCGGCUCCCUGCACGACCCGGAGGGGAUCUGCCGCGAGGAGCUUAUCCGGCUCGCCUGCUCGCGUCUGCCCCUCGCGAAGUUCAACCGCGGGAAGCUUUCCAAGGACGGCUUUCUCGUCCUCGUGGAUGAUGUGGAUGUGAAGCUGCCCGAUGGGACCCUCGUGCGGAACGGCGUGCAGUUCCGCGAUGAGUUCCACUUCCUGAAGUACAGCGACGCGGACAUCUUCCUACCCUGCGGGGGGCGCCCGCGGAGCAUCACCAUCGAGAACGUCGCCCGUCUUCUCAAGGUCAAGGAUGUCGACGGCGAGGAUAUGCUGCGAGGACGCGUGAACCCGAGCCCAGACGAGUUGAAGUUCAAAAUCAUCGUCGAUGGCGCGAAUUUGUUCAUCUCGCAGGACGCGCGGCUCGCGCUGGAGCGCUGCGGCGUCGUCCUCAUCAAAGACGCCUCCACCAACAAAGGCGGCGUCACGAGCUCCUCGCUGGAGGUUUUGGCGGGGCUCUCUCUGUCGGACGAGGAGCAUUCCAAACAUAUGUGCAUGAAGGACGAAUCCAACCCCCCGGUCUUCUACAAGCGCUAUGUAGAGGAGGUCAUCGCUCGAGUCGAUGAAAACGCCGAAAAGGAGUUCAACGCGAUCUGGAGCGAGUGGAAGAAGGACACAUCGAAGUCUAGGAUCCUCAUUUCCGAUGCGCUCAGCAGCAAGAACGUGAAGAUCCGGGCAAACAUGCUGAAGAGUGAUAUAUUCGAGGAUAAGAAGCUGGUGCGGUACUUGAUGAUGGAGUACGCGCCGAAGACCCUCCUUCAAUUGGUGCCCAUCGACAAGAUGCUACAGCGCGUACCGGAGGGGUAUCAACACGCGAUUUGCGCGGUCUGGUUGGCCUCGAACUAUGUCUACAAAAACGGUCAGGAUGGCAAUGAGUUCGACUUCUUCAAGUUCUUGACUGAAGAAAUCAAACGAUUGAAUAAAAAAUAUGAUUAG
Messenger RNA from Phytomonas sp. Hart1, 3018 nucleotides. NCBI's taxonomy places the organism in Eukaryota, Euglenozoa, Kinetoplastea, Trypanosomatida, Trypanosomatidae. The record is from the annotation of a GenBank genome assembly.